Molecule: messenger RNA, 1524 nt
Organism: Carassius gibelio (silver crucian carp)
Lineage: Eukaryota; Metazoa; Chordata; Actinopteri; Cypriniformes; Cyprinidae
Gene: krt15
Product: keratin 15
Exons: 7
Coding region: 56-1423 (455 amino acids)
Molecular function (GO): structural molecule activity
Source: RefSeq, a predicted model, not a curated record
UGCACCACAUUCCCUCUCCUUCCAGCAAAAAGACUCUCUCCUCUGCAGCCCAGCUAUGACGUCCUUCAGCAGCCGUAGUUUUAUGUCUUCUGGUGGGGGCUUAGGUGGAAGCAUUCGGGGUGCUUCUCUAGGAGGCAUGUCUCGGUCAUCUGGGAUGUUCAGUGGAGCCGGUGGCCGCAUAAGUGCCAUGCGUUCUGGCAGUGUGUAUGGGGGUGCAGGAGGCCAUGGGGUCCGUAUCUCCACUGCGGCUGGUGGUGGCGGUGGAGCAGGCUUUGGCGUUUUUAGUGCUGGAAGUGGUGGUGGAGCAGGAUUUGGCUUUGGUGCUGGCUCUGGAGGAGGCUUUGGAGGAGGCGAUAUGGACCUCAACGUGACCGUCAAUGAAAAAGCAACCAUGCAGAACCUGAACGACCGCCUGGCAUCUUACCUGGAGAAGGUGCGCUCCCUGGAGAAGGCCAACGCAGAUCUCGAGCUGAAGAUCAGACAGUUUCUGGAGAGCAAAACCUCACCUUCUGCGAGAGAUUACUCUGCCUACCAGGCCACAAUCAGCGACCUGCAGGAUAAGAUCCAAGAUGCCACUCGUGUUAAUGGAGGAGUCUACCUAGCCAUCGAUAAUGCAAAAUUGGCUGCUGAUGACUUCAAGACCAAGUAUGAGAAUGAGUUGGCCAUGCGUCAAUCUGUGGAAGCAGAUAUUGCUGGGCUGAAGAGACUCCUUGAUGAGUUGACAUUGGCAAGAUCUGACCUGGAGAUGCAGAUUGAAGGCUUAAAGGAGGAACUUAUCUUCCUCAAGAAGAACCAUGAGGAGGAACUGGCAUCCAUGCGCAGUCAGAUGACUGGUUCAGUGAAUGUAGAGGUGGACGCAGCUCCUCAGGAGGAUCUGAACCGUGUGAUGAGUGAGAUCCGUGAGCAGUACGAGGCAGUUGCUGCCAAAAACCGACGUGAACUAGAGACCUGGUUCCAAACCAAGUCAGAGACACUGACUAAGGAGGUCGCGGCCAGUACAGAGACCCUCCAAGUGUCCAAGACUGAAAUCACUGACCUCAGACACACCCUUCAAGGCCUGGAGAUCGAGUUACAAUCUGAACUCAGUAGAAAAGCGGGGCUUGAGGGAACUCUUGCGGACACAGAAGCACGAUACUCCAUGAAGCUGGGUCAGCUACAGGCUCAGGUUACAAGUCUGGAGGAGCAGAUCGUUCAGCUCAGAGCCGACAUAGACAGACAAUCUCAUGAAUACAAAAUGCUGUUGGACAUCAAGACCCGGCUGGAGAUGGAGAUCGCAGAGUAUAGGAGACUGCUGGAUGGAGAAGCAAGCAGCAUUAUCACUAGUGGAGGAGGAGGAGGAGUGAGCUCUACCACUACCGUCAAGGUGAAGACCAUUGUGAAAGAAACUGUUGAUGGGGAAGUGGUGUCAACUACUUCAAAAUAAACACCAUCCUACAUAAUACACUGCCCAUCUACACCUGUCAGACCAGUUUUCAGGCCUUGUGGUCCACUGUUGUUGAGAAUAAAAUCAGUGAUGCCGCAAAA